Diachasmimorpha longicaudata is the source of this 2827-nucleotide messenger RNA. RefSeq lists its product as uncharacterized. The transcript is spliced from 10 exons. Bases 191 to 2032 code for a protein of 613 amino acids. The record is from RefSeq and is a predicted model, not a curated record. Lineage: Eukaryota; Metazoa; Arthropoda; Insecta; Hymenoptera; Braconidae.
GGUGUCAAGACUUCAAUAAUAUGAUAUUACCAUUGUGCAAUACGUCACUGUAUUUGUAGCACUUUUCUUUUCUUUUUUUUUCUUUGUACACCGGAAAUAUGGUAUUAUAAAUGCAGGUACCCUAUCCAGGUUGUUCGUCAGUGUUGGUAAAAAUUCAGGCGGAACGGGAUAUUUGUGACACAGUGAAAUUAUGGAGAGAUUUUUUUUCAUCAUUGCUGUGUGCAUUAUUUGCACCAGUGGUUAUGGAAUAAAUGAAAGUGUGAGAGUAGUUAAUAAUGUAUUGCAGUACAAGGUGCCUAAUGAGGCGGGAAUCGAUGAUACCCAGUGGAUUGUUAUUAAUCGUACGAGUCAAUCGAGAAAUAAAAUUUUUACUAAGAAGGAUGAGUGCUCGAGGUACUGCAUUGAGGGGGAAGACAACAAUUCACAAGUGCAAACAAAUCUGCGAAACAACAAGAUCAAUUUUAUUUGGCAUAUCGGUGAGAAACUUCCGGAAUUUAGCAGUAACAGAUUGCCAGUGGACGAUGGCGAAUCUGAAAUUGAUAAUUCAAGCCAAGUUCAAGUAUCGCCAGAAAAAUGUAAAAUUCAAUUAUCGAUUGGCUGUACGAACCCAACGAUCGUCGUUGAAGAGGAAAACACGAAUGAAUUGGAAAUACUGAGGAACAUCAGUCUAACAGACUUCACAUCUAACAAAUUCACCGUCAAUCCGGGCGUGCAUCACAUGCAGUUAAAAAUCGUGGGAAAUGUCACGUGGAUGCUCCUCGCAAUACCCGCCGGGAGAAAUAGGGCAGAACCCCUUGGGCUGUCACUGACGAGGGAUAAUGACAGUAAUGGGGUGAAUCUCGUUGCGAACAACCCUCCACCAGGUGGCUGGCAAUUGAAACUCAGAGGAAGGGAAAAUUCAAAGUACAGUCUCACUGUUUCACAAUUUGUUCGAGUGGAAAAACCAGUGCCACUUCCUGGAUAUGAGGAAGACGCUAAUCUCGAUGAAGAUACCGACUCCGAUGGAAUUGUCAUUUUUUUCGAGGACACUGAUACCCUAGAGUCUCGCCAAGGACCAUUGAAAUUUCCGGAAGAAUCUUCGGAUCCCGAGGAGAAUAAAAAUUACCCCAGGACUGUGGUUUUUCGCGAGCCAGUCGAGGAGUUAUCAAAAUUACAAAUUGAGGAAAAUGCCUCCGCCGAGCUUCGAGACUUAUCAAGAACCAGUGAUUUAAUAACUAGGAGACAACUAGUGGAUGUGGCCCCAGAAACAGCCCUCUUGGUCCCAAGAACACCUUUUCACCGAAUUAUUUUUACAGUGACUAAUAAUCAACCUAUCAGCAUUGUGCACCAGUUCCAAGCUAAGUGCCCCCAAUGCCAGGAUAUAGGAACCUUUCUGCCGUUAGCAUUGGUUCCCCCUCAUACAACAAUUCGUAUUAGUGUACAAUUUCGGGUAUUAACAAUGGAAGACAGCGUUGUCAUCACUCUUCACGUGAACCGUCAAUAUCUGGACCCUAUUGAAAAAUCCGCCUACAUAUAUUUCCAGAGUUCACCGAACGCGAUAUCCGACGGGACAAAACCAACAAUAGAUUACGAGUUCAACAAUAAUUGCGCCGGAAGACUGCGUCAAGAUCGAUGCGAAAAUAACUUUUGGACCGUUGACAUCACCGUGACUGAUGAUAAUUCAGGGCUGAAAAGAGUGACAUCGCAACCGAGUGGGGUUCGACCUAAUCGAGAGUUCAUCGCUGGCACUCGAAAUCCAGUGCAUUUUGUCUACACGGGCUCGUGUUGCGAUACAACAGUCGAGAUUACAGCAAAAGAUGUUGUGGGAAACACUCACUCGCGAACACUAGACGUCACUGCGUGGGACAACUUGUCGACCGGAGAAAUUGCAGCUAUCGUAGUUUCCAGUCUGUUUCUACUCUUCAUAAUCGUACUUCUCAUUUUACUAUGUGUUUAUUGCAUACGCAAUCGCAAAAGCGCCGAUAUUUCUUAUUCCCAAAGAUAUGGGUCAAGAGGGGGUCCUGGUAGUAGAACGGAAGGAACUAAUUUUUAAUGGAACGAAGUAUUCAGAUUUACUUUCCUCGUACUAAAACCAUAGAUUUAUGGAAAUUAUUAUAUUUACAUCAGUAAUUAUCUCAAAAAUCGAAUUAUCUAUUUAUAUAUUAAAUUAUAUUAAGUUAUAAGUUCUUGUUAUUCAAAAUUCAUCAAUUUAACAAAACAAAAUUUAAUAGAAAUGUAAAGUUAAAAUGUAUUAGAUGAUAUUUUAAUAUAUUGUAAUACCUUUUAUGUAAUUUUAUUUAAUAUAUUGAAGUAAUUAAUACGCAAAACCAUGGAACUGUAUCAAGUAGAUUUUUCUACUAUUUCCACGGAAUUAAUGAAUUUGUUUCUGAGUUCUUAACAAGAAAUACAUCUAAAGUUAUAUUGUUUGCCAUAAAUCUUAGUCGAAGGAAGGUUCAAUAUACUCUGGAUGAUUCAAGGGUCUAACAAUUAUACGAGAAAUGUUAUAAGGCUUAGAAUGCGUUAAAUAUCCCUUUUCUUAAUAAAUCAAAUAUUUACGGACAAAGCUUUCACUUCAACAAUCAGAUGAGAUUAGAUUCAUAAAAAUGGUCGAAUCCACAUGAAUAUUUUUCCCAAUAACCACUCAUUCAUUUAUAUCAGACAUAAAUACUUUCUCAAAACACAGCAAUUUUGCAUUAGAAAGAGGCAUUUUUCUACUUGAGUACAAAUCCUACUGCAACCCAAAUCCAAUCGAAUUAUUUCAUUAAAAAAUCAACGCUUUAAAAAUUUGUUUCGCUCCGCUUUCUACACAAGUAAACUGUGGAAUAAAUCUACAAUCAAUUAAUAAAUU